GCAAAAGUGCCAGGUGAAGUUCACCUAGCUCUAUUUGAACAUGGCCUCAUUGAGGAUCCACUCUACAGGUACAAUGAUGUGGAGAACAAAUGGGUGGCAUGGAGUAAUUGGACUUAUUCUAAACAAUUUAAUGUAUCAAAUGAAGACCUAAAAAGUCAGCAAGUUGAUUUGGUGUUGGAAGGGUUUGAUACAGUGGCAGAAGUUUUUCUAAAUGGACAGAGAAUUGGCACGACACGAAAUAUGUUCAGAAGAUAUGUUUUCAAUGUGAAACAUUUGUUGAGGUCGUCGACAUGUAACUUGCUGGCCAUCAAGUUUGUAUCUCCAGUUUGGUACGCCCGCCAAGAGGCAAUUAACUACCCUUACAGAGUGCCACCUGAAUGUCCACCUGAUGUCCAACAUGGUGAGUGUUCGUACAAUUUCAUCAGGAAGGCUGCUUAUUCGUUUAGUUGGGACUGGGGACCUUCGUACCCUUCUCUUGGUGUUUGGUUGAAUUUGUACCUGAACAUGUUUGAUUAUGCAUCUCUAGAAUAUGUUACCUGUGAAACUGUAGUAGAUAAUAACAAUUGGAGAUUGCAAAUCAGUACAUUUCUGCUGGUUUCUGGUCAGUCAUUUGGCAAAUCAUUGAAAGUGAUUGUUUCAAUCUCUCAACUUAAUGUCACUUAUGAAGAAAUUGUCGUUCUGAGAGCUAUCCAUCAAAAACAUGAUAACUCCUCAUCGAUAAAAAUGUGGUGGCCUUAUGGCAUGGGCGAUCAGGUGUUGUACGCUGUCGUCUCUCACUUUGAACUUGACAGCAAGAUGAUACGUAUUGGGUUCAGGACUGUUGAUUUGGUGCAAGAUUAUGUUCAAGAGGACAAUGGUUUGACAUUUUACUUCUCCAUCAAUAAUCAGCCCCUGUUUUUGAAAGGUUCCAAUUGGAUACCAAUGACAAACUUCCUGACCAAUCAAACAUCAGAUGAAGCUGAUUGGCUGCUGAGGUCGGCCAUCGAAGUUAAUAUGAAUGUGUUGAGAGUCUGGGGCGGAGGGGUCUACGAAACUGAUGAGUUUUACCAGAGGGCUGAUGAAUUGGGCAUUUUGAUAUGGCAAGAUUUCAUGUUUGCGUGUGCCCUUUACCCUACCAACCGGAUGUUUCUCGAUGACGUCAGACUGGAGACUAUACAUCAAGUAGUUCGCCGACUGAAGCAUCAUCCAUCCAUCAUCAUCUGGUCAGGCAACAAUGAAAAUGAAGGCGUUCUUGCUAACAAUUGGUAUGGAAUUUCUGACGAGGACUUCCCGAUGUACAAAUCCGAUUAUGUGAAGUUGUACGUUGACGUCAUUCGUGACGUGAUAUUGCAUGAAGACAUGAGCAGGCCGUACAUUUCAUCCAGUCCCACCAACGGACUGCAAACCAUGAAGGAAGGCUGGGUGUCCAAGAAUCCACAGGACGUCAGGUUUGGGGACAUUCAUUUCUACAACUACACAAUGGACGGAUGGCAGCCUGCCUUCUACCUGAAACCUCGCAUGGCAUCCGAGUUUGGAUUUCAGUCAUGGAGUUCCGCCGAGAGUUUGUUGGACGUGUCAAGACCGAAAGAUGAUUGGAAAUUGAUGGGGGAGUUCGCUCUGCACAGGCAACACCAUUCCAACGGGGAAAAAGAAAUAUUUUAUGAAAUAAAUCAGCACAUGGAAUUCAACCUAACUUCCAAAAACGACACAGAACAUUUUAUUCAUUAUGUCUACCUUAGUCAAAUCAACCAAGCGAUGAGUGUGAGAGCGCAGGUUGAACAUUACAGGAGGAGUGCAUGUCUUGGCCUGUGUGGCGAUGGUGGAACUAUGGGAGCACUGUAUUGGCAGUUGAAUGACGUCUGGCAAGCACCAACCUGGUCAUCUAUCGAGCAUAAUGGAAAGUGGAAACUCCUUCAUUAUUAUGCCAGGCAUUUUUUCAGCAGCUAUCUCAUCUCGCCUGUAAUUAGCGAAGAAGUCCUGAAUGAAAAUGGCAAGAAAGAUGAUGUUAUCCAGUUUUACUCCAUUAUCGACCACAUGUAUUUAGAUGAGGUUCUGCACAACAGUUCAAAUCUUACCUUAACAGUGUCUUGCUACCAGAUUGAACUAUUUUACGUUGCAAAAAUUUGGACCUUUCCAUACGAUCAAGUUUUUAUUAGAAAUUUUUUAAGUUUUUUUUUAUGCUAA
This is a messenger RNA of Helobdella robusta, 2163 nucleotides long. RefSeq lists its product as hypothetical. NCBI's taxonomy places the organism in Eukaryota, Metazoa, Annelida, Clitellata, Rhynchobdellida, Glossiphoniidae. The transcript is spliced from 17 exons. The annotation marks the transcript as partial. The record is from RefSeq and is a predicted model, not a curated record. Gene Ontology annotation, molecular function: beta-mannosidase activity. Gene Ontology annotation, biological process: carbohydrate metabolic process; glycoprotein catabolic process.